AUGUGGGGCACCUUUUGGGUGUGGGAUGCUCGUUUAACCUCUGUAUUAAUCUCGUUCCUUAUUUACAUGGGUGCACUGCGUUUUCAAAAGCUUCCUAUCGAACCGGCUCCUAUUUCAAUCCGUGCUGGACCGAUCGAUAUACCAAUAAUCAAGUCUUCAGUCAACUGGUGGAAUACAUCGCAUCAACCUGGGAGCAUUAGCCGAUAUGGUACAUCAAUACAUGUUCCUAUGCCCAUUCCAAUCUUGUCUAACUUUGCUAACUCCCCCUUCUCAACCCGUAUCUUGUUCGUUCUGGAAACACGUCUUCUUAUUCCAUCUUUUCUCGAAUCUCCUUUAACGGAAGAAAUAGAAGCUCAAGAAGGAAUACCAAAACCUAGUUCACUCGCUGAGUCUCUUUGCAUCCAUGGCUGA
This is a messenger RNA of Lactuca virosa, 411 nucleotides long. The record is from the annotation of a GenBank genome assembly. Lineage: Eukaryota; Viridiplantae; Streptophyta; Magnoliopsida; Asterales; Asteraceae.